Molecule: messenger RNA, 459 nt
Organism: Paramecium tetraurelia
Lineage: Eukaryota; Ciliophora; Oligohymenophorea; Peniculida; Parameciidae
Exons: 1
Source: RefSeq, a predicted model, not a curated record
AUGAACAAAGUCAAUAUGAAAAGUAGACAAUAAGUAGAAGAUGAAUUUGAUCCUUUUUAAAGUGAUAAUAGCUAUCAAAGCGAUGAAGAUAAUCAACCUGUCAUUAUGAACUUUUUAGAGGACAUUAAAGGGCAUCUAGAAGGGGACAUUAGUUUUGAGACUAAUGAACAUGAUAUUUAUGAUCCUGCAUUCUCAUAAACCAUUAGUCAUAGAAUCAAAGAUCAUUAAGACACGGCGUUUUAGAAGUAAAAAUUUAAAUCUAAUGUUCAAUCUAUUAAAUCAUGCAAUUCCAUUAAUAUCAUUUGUUCAUUAGAAAUAUUUCAAUAACAACUAGAAUUUAAGCAUACUUAGAGUCUUCCAGAUCAAUAGAAUUUGUAAAAACUUUCCAAUUCUAAAUAAUAACAGCUAAAUUUUUUAUGGGGAAAAAUUAGAUAAAAUAAUAAGGAUAAAGAAAAAUGA